UUUUUUUUUUCUUAGUAACAUAAAAUCAUGAUGAAUUUCUUAGGAUUUAGUUUUGGUAAAAAAAGCAACAAGUCUUCAAAAAAGUCAGCAGGAUCAUCUUCCUCAUCAAUACAUAGUCAUCACGCCAACCACUCUACUUCUCAAUUGUCUGCUUCUUCAAAGUCUCUUUACUUGUGUAGCCCUUAUGUAAACAACAUGCUUGUCAAAGGAAACUUUAGAACAAUUGUAGAACUACCGAAAUAUGUAGAUAUAAAUGAAUGGCUUGCAUUCAACACAUUUGAGUUUUUUAACCAUAUCAAUUUGUUUUAUGGCUCAAUUACUAAUUUUUGUACGCCUCAAUCAUGCCCAACAAUGUCUGCUGGUUCAGGUGUUGAGUAUACAUGGUCAGACUCUACUUCUAAAAAAGUGAAAUUGUCUGCUCCCCAGUACAUUGACUACAUGACAAGCAGCAUAGAAAUCAUGCUGAAUGACGAAUCUUUGUUCCCUACAAAAUCAGGUCCUGACUUUCCACGGGAAUUACAUUCAGUGGUAAAGAAGAUGUUUGGGCAAAUGUUUAGAUUGUUUGCCCAUAUUUACCAUGAACAUUUUGAUAAAGUGCUGUGUCUUCAUGAAGAGCCUCAUUUUAACUCACUUUUUGCUCAUUUUAUCUCUUUUGCCAGGGAAUUUGAUCUGCUUGAAAAGCAAGAGAUACAGCCAUUAAAUGAACUCAUCAAUAUCAUGCUGAAAAAUAAAGUCAUUUGUUAACUAUAGAAAUAAAACAUACACUGAAAAAAGAAAGGG
This is a messenger RNA of Gilbertella persicaria, 780 nucleotides long. RefSeq names its product Mob1/phocein. Bases 28 to 744 code for a protein of 238 amino acids. The record is from RefSeq and is a predicted model, not a curated record. Gene Ontology annotation, molecular function: protein kinase activator activity. Gene Ontology annotation, biological process: cell division; signal transduction; positive regulation of protein phosphorylation. Gene Ontology annotation, cellular component: cytoplasm; nucleus. Lineage: Eukaryota; Fungi; Mucoromycota; Mucoromycetes; Mucorales; Choanephoraceae. The transcript is spliced from 5 exons.